CUUUUUGGCGGGAACGCGAGGAGUGAAGUUGUGUGAAUAGUUUUAUUUUGUCUAUUUAGUGUUUCUGCAGGUUUAAAUGUGUAAUAACGGUGGUUUAUUAACUGUUUAAUAUCUGUGAAAGUGCACAAAUGUGGGAAAGUGGAACAAAGCCGCUGGACGUAACUUGUCGGGAUCCUCCAAAAAGUCCUCUGAAAAAAUCUCACUAAAUGACCAUCAUUUUACUGAGAUUGUAAUUCAUCUCUUAUCAUCUCAUCUCAUUUCAUUUAAUUUCAUCCCAGUUGAUUAAUGUCUCAAAUUAAUCCUCUUCGUUUCAUUUCAUUUCACUCCAUUUUAUCAUUUUUCAUAAAAAUAAGAAUUUAUUAAAUUAAAAUAAGAAACGACCUAAAAGUCUUAGUUACCGGGUCAUAAAAUCCCUUAAAAAAGCUACCAGUGUAUGUAGAUAAACAUUCUAUUUUUUUGCUAAGUAAGUAAGACUUUUCCAAAAAACGAUCCACAUUAACAUACGAGCAAGUUACUACAAGUAUGUACUAAGAACGCUCUUGGCGUAGCGUUUACAUUUUAUUUGCGUUUCACUUGAUUUGACCCUACUCCACAAAGUCCAUGACGAAAUCGCAAUGGAUAUAAUUAUAAAAGUAAAUAAUCAAUCCAUUGGAAGAGACAAAUUGGCAAGAUUUAUUCAAUAUAUUAGCAAGCUUGUAUGGCAUCAAUUGGAGACCAGGAAUGCUAAUAAAUACUCCAUAGAUAGAAUAAAAAAUUUGGAAAAUGCAUUUAGUUCAUUUAGAAAGAUUCUGAGGUUGGGCAGAUGCAUAGACGUUUGCUACAUUGCUUUAGACAGCAUGAGCAUAGAAGAUCCAUUUUUAAGAUUAACAAUAACAGUUAGCAAGUUAUCACAUAGUUUAUUUUUGUAUGCAGACCACAUAGUAUGGUUGGCCAAAAGUGGAUUUCUAAAAACAGACUCAGACACUUGGAAUCAAACUGCAAAUAAAUUCUGGUUACUGUCUAUUAUUGCAAAUUUAGCACGAGACUUUUAUGAAAUACUCCAUUUGUUACAACUACACAAUUCAAAAUUUCUAAGGCCUUCUGAUUUAUUAAAUCUAUCAGUACAUAAAUUUGAUCUAAUGUCUACUUUGAAACACAUUCAUGUGUUAUUACUUUGUCAUAGAGAUAUAUUUGUUGAUACAUUGAAGAAUGCAUGUGACUUGUUCAUACCCUUAACAGCUCUUGGGUUUAUAAAAUUGAGUCCAAGUGCGAUUGGCACUUUAGGUGCUAUCUCUUCCAUUGCUGCUUUGAUAACUCUAGUUCAACCUAUAUCUAAAUUGGUACCAUCAUAAUGGCAUAAAAUAAGUGACAAAUUACAGAUUUAACUGUAUUGUUUGUUAAAUUUUUGAAUGAACAAAAUCAAGUCUUGUCACGAUGUUUCAGUGAACAUGAGAAAUGCUAUAAAAUACAAUAUCAUAUAUAUGAUUCAUCAUCAUUCACGAAUAAAUUAGUUACAUAAUAAUAAUAAUUUUAAUGCACUGAGUGUUUACCAUGAGUAGAUACUCUGACAUCCAUUUGGCGAAUUCUUUGAUCAGUGAUACACAACUUUUUUAUUGCAGUACACUUAACUAUUUCCAAAUUUGCCAUAAUUCAAAUAUAAUAAAGGUUUAAAAGUUGUAUUCUGACUACUUUCUCAAAUAGUGAUAAUAAUUUUGAAUGAAAAAUAAAAAGUACAAAAUAAUAUAUGUAUGGGGAUUUAUUCAAAGUUAUUAAUAGAAAUUAUUUUUGUUGAGGAAUACAUGAUGCAUACAGUGGAUGAGAAUCAGUUUUUAAUUGUUGAAGUAUAUAAAGUUUUUUCAUUCUCAAUUUUGCAAGCAAAAUUAAAUGUGUAAAAAAUAUUUUUGCUGUCUUACAGUAUACAUAUUUCCAUGUAAUAAUUUUAAUCAUAUAUAAGGCUGUAGUGAGUGACUUUGUGAAUACUGGUAUUGGUGUAGGAAAAUUAUAUUUUAUUUUGUACAUAAGGUACUAAAGGGAUUUAAAAAAUAUAUAAAUUAUUUACAUUAAA
This is a messenger RNA of Bombyx mori (domestic silkworm), 2044 nucleotides long. It is a transcript of the gene Pex11ab, whose product is annotated as peroxisomal membrane protein 11B. The transcript is spliced from 4 exons. Gene Ontology annotation, cellular component: peroxisomal membrane. Gene Ontology annotation, biological process: peroxisome fission. The record is from RefSeq and is a predicted model, not a curated record. The coding region runs from base 615 to 1331 and encodes 238 amino acids. Lineage: Eukaryota; Metazoa; Arthropoda; Insecta; Lepidoptera; Bombycidae.